AUGAGAUGGUUAACAUGGGAGGGCGCGUUACAAUACCAUACAAUGGCUAGAAUAUGGACUGAAUAUACGGCACCAGAUGGUACAAAAUAUUACUAUAAUGCUAAAACAAAACGGUCUACCGAAGAGAAACCUUUGAGUUUUUUUGACACAGAUGAUGUUCGCUAUAAUAAAAAGGCCAGAUUAAACAUAACUAGGAGGCCCUACUUCGUGCUGCCGCUGGCAAACCAAUGGCAUCUUGUCAUAUGCGAUAAUGGUGAUAAAUUCUUUCAUAAUGACGAGACAAAAGAGUCAGUUUGGGAGUUGAAAGACCAGCAAAGUUUAAAUUUACUGAGGGAGGUGGAUAAACAGAAACUGGUGUUACUAGUCGGUAUUGCUAGGGGUUAUUGCAGCCCGCUGGACUCAACGAUAUAUGAGGAAGUGUGGGGUGAGCUGGAAGCCGCAACACCAGCUAUGGAUGCAGAAUACUCAAGUGAAAAGGUUGCAUUUGACACAAGUAAUGAUGAAGAAGAGGUUAAGACAGAAAUGGUGGAUGAAGAUUCUAUGAAUGACGAUUCCGAAGAUGAAGACGCUCUUUUCUCAAGAGAUGUGUUGGUCACGGGCUACAGCUCUUCUUCUGAAGAUGAAGAGCAGAGUGAAGGGGAAACGGCUCAAGUUAGUGCUGAAGAUGAUGCAAGCGAUGCUCGCUUAAUCGGGCUGCAUGCGAUAGAUGGACAACCCAAUGAUUAUGACGAACAGUCAAGCUUAGGUGUCAAAGAGGAAUUUUUCGAAUUACUGAAAAAAUAUGAUUGCGAUCCCUUCUCGUUAUGGCCUAUGCAGCUGAAAAAGGUGCAGAAUGAUCCAAUAUUUUACAAGAUCACUGAUGAUGCACUAAAAGAGAAUAUAUUUGAAGAAUGGUGCCAAAGAACUGUUGAAUCGAAGUCUACGCAGGCCUUGGAACCUGGAGAAGAAGAAGAAGAGUCAGAGAACGAGGAUGAGUUAGAACCGACGAAGUUUCAUUAUUUAGCACACAUCGUGGCUAAAUCAGAUAUCAAAGCUAAUACUAUAUCUCAAGACAUCAAAAGUCAAAACAAAAGUCUUUUCAAGAGAUACAAGAUCAAAAGAUUCGUCAAGGACAAGAAGGAGCAGGAUUCAUUCGUUUCAAGCCUCUUGUUUUUCUUCAAAAAGAUAGAGCUGGCGGAGCGUCAGUCAAUUUUUGAAAAUUUAUUGAGAGACAAUGAAAGAGUUAUUGUAGAGAACAUAAACGGUCAAGAAAACAAACUGCGAAGAAUUUUGAACGAUGAUGAUUUUUCUGAAAAUAAAGCCUACUUUAUUGAAACCCAGCUGCUCAAACUGGAGAAAAUCAUUGGAAUCAAAGGAAAUUUGCAGGAUCUAGCGGAUAACACGAAAUAUUAUGUGCUCGGAAUCAAGGACAAACUCAUAGCAUUGAAACAUUACUUGAAAUCAUUAAUUUAG
This is a messenger RNA of Zygotorulaspora mrakii, 1452 nucleotides long. It is a transcript of the gene URN1, whose product is annotated as Urn1p. The record is from RefSeq and is a predicted model, not a curated record. Lineage: Eukaryota; Fungi; Ascomycota; Saccharomycetes; Saccharomycetales; Saccharomycetaceae. Gene Ontology annotation, molecular function: transcription coregulator activity; RNA polymerase binding. Gene Ontology annotation, cellular component: nucleus. The transcript has a single exon. Bases 1 to 1452 code for a protein of 483 amino acids.